Molecule: messenger RNA, 3743 nt
Organism: Hippocampus zosterae (dwarf seahorse)
Lineage: Eukaryota; Metazoa; Chordata; Actinopteri; Syngnathiformes; Syngnathidae
Gene: midn
Product: midnolin
Exons: 8
Coding region: 635-2335 (566 amino acids)
Cellular component (GO): nucleus
Molecular function (GO): protein binding
Source: RefSeq, a predicted model, not a curated record
AGAUACUUAAGAACUUUAACUCGACCUAGUAGUCUACAAGCUGAUUUAUAUUCAAGUUGGUUUCUGUUAAGAUGCUUGUACUUUUACUUUUGUUUGGCUUCCAGGACUCAGUACAAGCCUGGUUCCUGGAUAUGACGUGUUUGUUUACAAGUGUACGUUGUAACCUAGGGGCGUGGUUAGUUACCUGCCACGAUGACGCCACAGCCCACUUAUAAAACCGGCACUUUUAAUUUUUGCUCUUAAGGUCGUACAGAAACACGCUUGUGCUUCCCAAGUGUCUCUUUCAACGGUUUUGCGGGUCAAACACUAAUUAACCCUGUAACUAUAUGUUUUAACAUUUUAUCAUCGCCUCGGAACAUUCUUUUGCAGAAAUACAACGUAACGCCUUGACUUUUGGGAGACAGGUCUACCUUUAAAAAAAAAAGUCACAUUAGUGACAUCACGUCUGAGAAGAGUCUCCUUAAGAGGCAACUGGCCGACUCACUAACGCUCUUGUGACCGAAAGAGAAGUACCGGUGGGCAGAUAGCUCAGAAGCAACGGGCGGGAGCGGUUUUGUGACCACCUUGCGGAUAUUUCAUUUCGUUCAUCUUUCUUUUGGGAAUUCGCCACUGUUCUGUUGAUUUCGCACCUUACAUGCCAAAGCUGGGGGAACAAAUUGGACCUUUUACUUCCACGCGAAGCUUCGCGGUUCUCGCCACGGUCAUCGGUUAUCGGAUGGACCAGCAUCCCAGCGCCCGGAGCUGCACCAGCCGCGGGGCUUCUUCGUCCUGCGAGGCCGCCCCCGCCGAGCCCUCCAUGAACCUCCACAUCCACUCCACCACCGGCACCCGCUUCGAGCUCUCGCUGCCCCAAGAGGAAACCGUGGACGGGCUGAAGAGGAGGCUCUCGCAGCGGCUCAAAGUACCCAAAGAGAGGCUCGCGUUGCUGCACAAAGAAACCAGACUAAGUUCGGGCAAACUCCAGGAUCUUGGCGUCUCAGAUGGGAGCAAGUUAACACUCGUACCGACCGUCGAAGCAGGAUUAAUGUCUCAAGCAUCAAGACCUGAGCAAUCAGUCAUGCAAGCGUUGGAGAGCUUGACCGAAACUCAGGUCAGCGACUUCCUCUCUGGCCGCUCCCCCCUCACGCUGGCGCUUCGUGUGGGCGAUCACAUGAUGUUCGUCCAGCUCCAGCUGGCAGCACAGCAGACUGGCGGUUCGCAGCUCCAGCACAGGCACCUUAUCACCCGGGGCAACUCGGAUGCCACAGUGGGCCAGCCCACAGGACAGCCUUGUAUCCCUCAACUGCACUCUCAUCUCCCUCAUCAUCCGCACAGCCCCAACUUGCCUCAGCCAGGCCCCUCCACAUCCUCUUCCACGAGCGCCUCAACCUUCCCUCUUCCCCCCACACACCAACAGCCCCUGACCCCCAUGUACCACCAGUCCCCAUCGUCCGUUCCUCACUGCAGCCCGGCCACCCCUGCCCCUCCCGCUCGCUCUCCUCGCACGUCACAUGUCCCCGGGAGUCUCUUCCGGUCUCCUCCCCAUCACCUGCGAGACCACCACCACUACCACCAGCCUUCCUCAGGCCAGGCCAGCCACAACAUGGGCCAGGCCAGCCCUGUAGCCCCUGUUUUGUGCCCUGAGGCCAGCUGCAGCAUCAACAGCCCCAGUAGUGGCACAAGUUCAUCAGCGCGCUCCCGUAAACCUGGCGCCAUCAUUGAGAGCUUUGUGAACCACGCUCCCGGAGUCUUUUCAGGGACCUUUUCAGGCACUUUGCACCCUAACUGCCAGGACAGCAAUGGGCGCCCCAGGCGAGAUAUCGGUACCAUCCUUCAGAUUCUCAACGACCUCCUGAGCGCCACACGCCAUUACCAGGGCAUGCCGCCUUCCCUCACCCAGCUCCGCUACCAAACCCAAUGCGGCACGCCCAGCUCGCCGUCCCCGUCGCCGCCUCCCUCUCCCCCAGUCGUCGGCGCAACGGGACUCUCAGCCAAAGCUACCUCGGUGCCCGCCGGUAACCCCAGCAGCCCUCCGCCGACCCUUCAUCCGCUGGUGCAGUGCCAGAGCCAGAUCCGCAUGUGCAAGCCCCCUGGCGACCGAGUCCGGCAGACAGAGAACCGCGCAACGCGCUGCAAGGUGGAGCGUCUGCAGCUGCUGAUGCAGCAGAAGCGCCUGCGCCGGAAGGCCCGGCGGGACCAGCGGGGCCCCUACCACUGGCUGCCCAACCGCAAGGCGGGCCGCAGCAACAGCAACAGCAGCAUGUCCAGCGAGGGCUCCCUGGACCUGGACUUUGACGACUCCGUGUGGAAGCCCGACGUCAAGGCCGACUUGAAGUCCGAGUUCGUCAUGGCCUGAGAGGAGGAAGGACGCGCCGAGCAAAGUUUGGGGGGAGUUUGUCACUGGCAACUUGAUUGGAAAGGCCCUUCCUUGCAGACUUCGGUCCCAUCAUACUUUGCAGCAACUUGACUUUGUCUGAUGCUUGGAUUUGGACUCAAGAUGAAACCUGGACUUUGAGCAAAGUAGAAUCCCGUGAGUGGUGGUGGUAUUUUAUUUGUUCUUAACGUUUUCAUGUGUGCGUGUGAUAUGGCGCACUCUGGACAGUGACUAAGAGCGCCAAGUGGACUUCCCCAACAGGACACAAGCACCAGAUGCCUCAGUGUUCUCCCCCCCCACACACUCCCCCAAAUGGCAAAGCUGCCGAACUCUUUGGAAUAUUGCGACGGGCAUUCAUCACUGGUCUCCAAACUCACUCGAGCAGUCCGCUUCUGACCUGUUACAGGCUGGUUCAAUGUCUUGUUUUGUCCUUUUUUUUUUUUUUUUUUGACAUACUAUUUUAUAAAGCAGAAAAGAAGAUGUAGCAUUGUUCACAAAGCAUUCAGGUUUUCAUAGAACAGUUGAAAAUGGUGAUUUGCACGGGAUCUUUGAUUUCUUUGAAGUGUGCAGAAAUAAUAUGGAAGUAUUGAUAUCAACCUCAGUGAUCGGAGUGGUAAAAGGAUAAACAGAAAAUGCUUUAGAUGGGGGGAUUUUUAAAAUCUUUACAAAAGCAAAUGAUGACAUUUAAUAAGAAAAAACAAAACAAAUCUAUUUUCUAUUUCUAUUCCUAUCUUGCUGUUUUCCAAAAACAGCGGCCCUUCGUGGCUUUGUGGUUGACUACCAAUAAACAUCCAUUCAGUCCUUCAUUCAUUUUUGUGGUUGAUGGCGUCAAAACAACACGCAACUCGCAACCCAAGUAGACUGUGUACAUAAACGUGGCGAUUGGCAAAGAUUUAUUUGGGUGUAUGUUACUCGUCCCCCAACCCUUCUGUUCUCCCAAGUUUUGGCUUAGGAUUUCCCCAACCCUCACAACCAUAUGGAGUCGUCCUCACAAUUCUGUUUUUAUUGGCAAAGUGUGGGGGGAAAAGUGUGAUCGGUGUGUUACCUAGUGCCUCCACCGGGACAUCCAUGAACAUAUCACAUUUUUGCUGCUACACACUUGACAAAAAAAAUUGCAAAAAAAGUGUCAGGAAGGGUUUUUGUGCAUGCGGAUGACGUGGUGAUGAAAUGGAACAAGAAGAGCAGAGGUGGCGGGCGGUUCACAUGCAUGAAUUUCUGAAUUAAAAAAAAAGUGCUGCUGUUGUUAAGGUUUUUGUAAUUUUUACUUGUGCGUGUUUGGGGGAGAUUAAAAAAAAAGACAUCCUAUGAAAGUAUUAACAACAAACCAGAACAGAUGAAGUUAAGCGUGCCCUCCACUGAACAUUCCUGUUAUGUGACAAUGAAGUUGGAG